Molecule: messenger RNA, 4911 nt
Organism: Melitaea cinxia (Glanville fritillary)
Lineage: Eukaryota; Metazoa; Arthropoda; Insecta; Lepidoptera; Nymphalidae
Gene: anne
Product: polyamine-transporting ATPase 13A3-like
Exons: 19
Coding region: 761-4366 (1201 amino acids)
Biological process (GO): polyamine transmembrane transport; intracellular calcium ion homeostasis
Cellular component (GO): membrane
Molecular function (GO): polyamine transmembrane transporter activity; P-type transmembrane transporter activity; ATP hydrolysis activity
Source: RefSeq, a predicted model, not a curated record
UAAGACCGUGUACCAUACUCUUUGUCUACACCAGCGCGACUGUGGAAGGAUUUUGAACCGUUAUUUAUAGUAUACAGCUGGGCUGAACAUUUUUUCAACUUUUCUUCCAUAUGAGAUGAUUCUCUUCGCCCCUACCCCCUCCAAAAGUGGAACGUAGCAGUACUGUCAAGUGUCAAAUGUUAAAUUAUUUAGUGACGUUUGUUUAACUCUGGUGGGAGGUAGUGGUGGUAAAAAUUUCAACAAAAACUUCAACAAAAUAUUUAAAUAAGUUUCUAUUAUUUCAUUAGAAGGCAGAAACAUAAGAGAUUGAUCUGUCCUGAAUUACUGUGAAUUUUUACAUCAUUAGUCUAAUAUUUUGAAAACAAACGUGACAAAAGUUUGUUUUAAAUUUCUUUUGUGUUCAUAUCAUUAGAUAAAAACGUUUAUUAUCCCUAUUGGACGAUAAAUAUAUUUGAUCUGGAAUAUAAUAUGUUACUAAUGGAUUUGGCACAAUUUUGUUCGUGGUAAAGCAAGUGGAUAUGAAUUUCAAGGCCGACACUCGAAAAUAAAUACUGAAAUAUGUUAACUUUUGCGUGUAUUAUUUUAGCUCGAUAUUCUUAGAAACAUGUAGGAUUAAAUAGAAAAAAAAAAAUAGGAAAAUAUACUUGCUUCAAAUAAGUAUACAAAACAAAUCAUCACUAUGAACUGAAUACCUCAAAAGCAAUUAGUUGAUUUAUAUUAAGCAUUUAUAUUUUUACUUUGAAUAUAUAAAACUUCUAAUAUGACUGAUGAUGAAAGUCAACCUCUCAUAGAGUAUGCUUCCUUACAAAGUCGGGAAUCACUAUUCAGUUGUGUCCAAAAAAUUAACACUGACCCAGAUUUUGAUCAGGUGGUAUAUGGCUAUCGAAAAUGUAGAUGGCGGGUAGUGUUGGUGCACAUUCUAUCAGUACUAACUUGUGGAAUACCUUAUCUAUUUUUCCACUGGUGUCCUACAUGGCUACUUUAUGCCACAUCGGUCAGAUGCUGUUUCCAAAUAGCUGACCAAGUUUUAGUAAUUGAAGUAUUUCAAAAGAAAUGUAAAAUCUACUUCAUUCACAAGAUAAUAGAUAAAAAUAUAGCUGAUGCCAGUGGGUUACUAAAUGAAGGUUUUGAAGAUGAGUUCGGAGGUGAGAAAGGUACAUUAGACAGUGCAGACGAUCUCUACACACCAUUGCAUUUAGAUGAUGGCACAAAAUUAAACGUCCAACAGUACCGCUACUUCCGCCACAAAAAGCAACAUUUAAUAUGGGAUUCGGUAAGAGCUCAGUGGGUACGCCUCGCGGGCAUCGAGCGCGGCACCACUUGCGCUCAAAUACACGCGGCUGCGUCGCGACCUCCUUGCUCCGAACGACGGUUGAGAAUAUUAAAUAUUUAUGGCCUCAACGAAAUCAAAGUGCCGGUACAAUCAAUACUGACAUUGAUUCUCUUGGAAGUGUUCAACCCAUUCUACGUGUUUCAAUUAUUUACAAUAGCGGUGUGGCUCGCUGAACCUUACUAUUACUAUUGUGUAGCUAUAAUACUUAUGUCCACUUUUGGUGUAUCAACAUCUGUUAUACAAACAAAGAAGAACCAAGAGAGCCUACGCGCCACGGUGGAGGGCGCGGAAACGGUGCGGCUGUGGGGCGGGCGGAGCGUGGCCAGCCGCGCGCUGUGCCCCGGCGACGUGCUGCUGCUGCCGCCGCGCGGCUGCACGCUGCUGUGCGACGCCGCGCUGCUCAGUGGCGCCGCCGUGGUGGACGAGAGCAUGCUCACCGGUGAAUCUGUACCAGUAACAAAAACAGCUUUAACGAGAAUGGACAAAGAAUUUGAUUUGAAAGAACACAACUCCAGUGUUAUAUUCUGCGGUACGAAGGUCAUACAGACUCGGUACUAUAGUAAUGAACCCGUCAAAGCGUUGGUUCUUCGAACAGGAUACAACACAACCAAGGGCGAACUUGUUAGGAGUAUUUUGUACCCCGUGCCCGCGGACUUUAAGUUUGACAGAGAUUCCUACAAAUUUAUUAUAAUUCUAGCCGUCAUAGCUCUUGUGGGGUUGGGGUAUACAGUGGCUCUGAAGGCAUACAGAGCGAUGACCGUGCGAGACAUAAUUAUAAAAGCCCUAGAUAUAAUAACUAUAGUGGUGCCUCCCGCCCUCCCCGCCGCCAUGACGGUGGGUCGAUUGUACGCGGUGGGUAGACUGAAAAAAGCUGGGAUUACUUGUCUCAACACCAGAGCUGUUAAUGUUAGUGGAUCCUUGGAUUGCUUUUGCUUUGAUAAGACAGGAACACUAACAGAAGACGGUCUAGACAUGUGGGGGGUUGUACCAGUCAGUACGGCCUCAUCCCCACCAAUUUUAGGGAGACCCCAAAGAGAUCCAAGGCUAUUAAACGACUUACAUGAAUUGAAGAUAGGAAUGGCUUCCUGUCAUAGUUUGACUUUAUUGAAUGGGGAGUUAGGUGGCGAUCCGCUGGAUUUGAAGAUGUUCGAGUCAACGAACUGGCUACUCGAAGAACCGGAUGUGCCAGAAGAAGCAAACUACGACAUGUUGACUCCAACAGUGGUAAAGCCACGGGGCGCUGCUAAUAUAGACGUAGACGAUUUACAUGUGCCCCUAGAGGUGGGGAUAGUGCAGCAGUACCAAUUUGUGUCGCAACUGCAACGAGCUUCAGUGGCCGUACGACUGUUGGGGGAGGAUGUUCUGCGUGUGUACUGUAAGGGCGCGCCCGAGACCUUGCGGACACUGUGUCGACCGGAUACCGUUCCCGUCAAUCUGGAUGAAGUAUUGAGCUCGUACGCAGAAAAGGGUUACAGAGUUAUCGCUAUGUCUACACGAGUUUUAGAAGUUACGUAUAAACAAUUACAGAAGUUGAAAAGAGAAGAGGUUGAAAUCGACUUAGAAUUUCUCGGUCUGGUCAUAAUGGAGAAUCGUUUGAAGCCAGCCGCUACUAGCGUCAUUCGAGAACUGAAGGAGGCCAAUAUACACGUCGUUAUGAUUACUGGCGACAACAUCCACACGGCCGUGAGCGUGGCGCGCGAGUGCGGCAUCCUGGCGGGCGAGCGGGUCGUACGCAUCACUGCUGCCGGCGGGCAGCUGUUCUGCGAGAGCACGCGCCACGGGGUGAGUGUAGGCGGUCGCGUGUCCCUCGACCGCGAGUACGGCAGCACUGCGGACAGCGGACACGGCUCGUGGGGCUCCGGGGACGCGGAGGCGGCGCCCGGGGAGCCUCAGUACAAAGUUGUCAUGACCGGGGACGCGUGGACGGAGCUCCGCUCGCGCCCCAGUGCACUAGUGCACCGUGUAAUCGCACGAGGUGCAGUGUUCGCUCGAAUGGCUCCCGAUCAAAAGCAACAGCUGGUGCAGGACUAUCAGGCGAUGGGUUACUACGUCGGCAUGUGCGGUGACGGCGCCAACGACUGCGGCGCGCUGCGGGCGGCGCACGCGGGCGUGUCGCUGGCGGCGGGCGAGAGCUCGGCCGCGGCGCCGCUGCUGGCGCGCCACGUGGCCGCCGCGCCGCGCCUGCUGCGCGAGGGCCGCGCCGCGCUCGCCACCGGCGCCGGCGUCUUCAAGUUCAUGGUGGCCUACUCGCUGGCCGAGUUCCUCUCCGUCGCCUUCCUCUACUACUUCGACUCCAACCUCACCGACUUCCAGUUCCUGUUCAUCGACGUGGCGCUGAUCGUCAACUUCGCCUUCUUCUUCGGCAUGACGGAGGCGUACGCGGGGCGGCUGUUCCCGGUGCCGCCGCUGACGUCGCUGUUGAGCCUGGUGCCGCUGAUGUCGCUGCUCGGGCAGCUGUCGAUCAUCGCGAUAGCGCAGUAUCUGAGUUACUUGGCGCUGACGACGUUCCCCUGGUACGUGAGGCACACGUACGAGGGCGAGGAGGCGAACGAGUGCUGGGAGAACUACGCCAUAUUCACGAUUUCUAUAUUCCAGUACGUGAUUAUGGUGAUAGUGUUCAGCCACGGUGCGCCGUACCGCCGCUCCGUGGUCACUAAUAAGAGGCUAAUGGCCAGUCUGAUAAUCAUGACCGCCAUUUGCGUCUACAUAACCGUCUCCCCCGCGAAAUGGCUGGCGACCUUUCUCCAGCUCCGAAUGCCGAAGGAUACCCUGCUGUCUUACGUAAUCCUCGCUUUAGCGUCUUUCAAUUUCGUCAUAGCUCUCUUCUUCGAAAGAGUUAUAAUCGAGUAUUUGAUGGAACGUAAGCAGAUGAUACCGAAGUUUUUAAAGGAAAGACACGUAAGGAAAACCCCGCACCUGAUGAUUAAGCGACAGUUGACGGAUAUGGAUUACUUGAGCUGUGAUAGCGUUAUAUCGUACGACAAAGAAACGAACGGUUCCGUUUUCGACUCCAAUUCGGGAAAAACCUUAUGAUCCAUCCUUUUGGUAAAAGUUAAAACAUUUUAAUUGAAUUGAAUAUGGAAGAAAAUCGUCAAUUACCAAUAAAUUUCACUGGAAACUGACAAAGAUAUGAAAUAUUUUAUUUUGGAAAAGUUUCAUAGCGAAAUCUGAAACAACAUUCUCAUCAGAAUAAUACGUACAAAUCCCAUUUCUGGCUGUCCUUUUUGUUUCAUAACUAUGGGAUAUAUGUAGGAAAGAUAAACUAAAACAUUCAUUUUUGAUUUUAGGCAGAAAAAUUUAUUAUUGCAUUGUUGCAUGUAUUUUAUGUGUAUAUAAUCGUACCAAAUAUCCAAGAUUACUUCUGGUGCUAAAUAUGUAUUUAAAUGCUCCAAUCGAAGUUUAUGUAUAUUAUAAGAGUUAAGAGCUACUACGAUCAUUCCAUUCUUAACCUCACCAAUUUAAGAGAUUUUGUAAUAUUGACAUUAUUUUAUUAACAUGAAAGAAGUUAAACUUAGACAGUAUUUUUUCUCUGUUUAAAUAAAACUUUAAUGUAGUUUUUACAUUAUUAUAAUUUAAAA